Messenger RNA from Micropterus salmoides (largemouth bass), 1856 nucleotides. RefSeq names its product vertebrate ancient long opsin a (gene valopa). The transcript is spliced from 5 exons. Gene Ontology annotation, biological process: G protein-coupled receptor signaling pathway; visual perception; phototransduction. Gene Ontology annotation, molecular function: G protein-coupled receptor activity. The record is from RefSeq and is a predicted model, not a curated record. Gene Ontology annotation, cellular component: membrane; photoreceptor outer segment. NCBI's taxonomy places the organism in Eukaryota, Metazoa, Chordata, Actinopteri, Centrarchiformes, Centrarchidae. Bases 373 to 1536 code for a protein of 387 amino acids.
GCAACGAUGCCGGAGCCGCCUAUAUAAGAGCUUCCAAGAUGCCACUAAACGGUCAUUCAUGCGCUUGCUGCAUGCGCUUUUGAAGACAUCGCCUCUGCCUGCACCGUGUAACGUGCGCUCUCACAUGUAGACGCACGCUCUCCAACAGCUCAACAUUUCUGGCGGAUUUCUCCUCUCCCCUGCUCUGCCAUGCGCGUCAACCACCGAGGACUUCAACAAAAGAACUUUAUCAAAGAAGAGUCCCAGGGUGCAAAGGACGCUCCGCAGCGCGUUUAGUGACCACAUCUUUGAGUGCGGCUGCUCAGGAGUGUCUCCACAUGAAGUUGUGAGUGUGAGAAAAAGAGAGGGUAGCCUACAUUUUGGGCAUGGACAAUGGAUACUUUAAGUCUCUCAGUGAACGCUGUGUCUUACACUGUGGCAGCUGAACUCUCCACUACUAAUAAUCCGUUUAAUGGACCAAUCAACAACAUAGAGCCAUGGAACUUCACGAUUCUGGCCGUGCUCAUGUUUGUGAUCACCUCGCUGUCUCUGAGCGAAAAUUUCCUCGUCAUGUUUGUCACUUUCAAGUUCAAACAACUCAGACAGCCCCUAAACUAUAUUAUAGUUAAUUUGUCCAUCGCUGACUUUCUGGUCUCCCUCACCGGUGGAGUAAUAAGUUUCCUGACAAACUCCAGGGGUUAUUUUUUCCUUGGAAAGUGGGCUUGCGUCUUGGAGGGGUUUGCUGUUACUUUUUUCGGGAUCGUGGCCAUGUGGUCCCUCGCAGUCCUGUCCUUUGAACGAUUCUUUGUGAUCUGCCGGCCUCUGGGAAACAUCCGGCUGCAAGCGAAGCAUGCGUUCCUGGGUCUGCUGUUCGUCUGGACCUUCUCCUUCAUCUGGACCUUCCCUCCAGUGCUGGGCUGGAACAGAUACACUGUAAGCAAGAUCGGAACCACCUGUGAGCCUGACUGGUAUUCAGCCGGCAUUGUGAAUCACAGCUACAUCAUCACUUUCUUCAUCACCUGUUUCAUUCUGCCUCUUGGAGUAAUAUUUUUCUGCUAUGGAAAGCUCCUGCGGAAGCUCAGGAAGGUAUCUCAUGGUCGUCUAGCUACGGCCAAGAAGCCAGAGCGGCAGGUGACCCGUAUGGUGGUGGUGAUGAUUGUGGCAUUCAUGGUGGGCUGGACUCCGUACGCAAUCUUCGCCAUACUGGUCACAGCUCAUCCAACUAUUGAACUCGACCCCAGGAUGGCCUCUAUCCCUGCCUUCUUUUCCAAGACAGCUGCUGUCUAUAAUCCGAUCAUCUACGUCUUCAUGAACAAACAGUUCCGGAAGUGCCUAAUCCAGCUCUUCACCGGCAGGGGGACUAUCCCAGACAGCAAUAUGAACCAGACCUCAGAGCGACCUGGAAUUACUGCAGAGAGUCAAACAGGAGAAAUGUCAGCCAUUGCUGCCCGUAUCCCCGAGGGUGGCAAUGUGUCGCCCAGGUCUGACGGUUCUCCAACCAACUGUGGCUCGUUUGCCCAGCUGCCUAUCCCGGAGAACAAAGUGUGUCCAAUGUAACCUUGUCCCAACAGGUGUUCUCUUACUGGGUCCAUAAUACCCUUCUUUAACCUUCUGUGUCUCUACAUACAGUGUGUUUCGGAGCCUGUUUGGACUACAGGAGAACUUUAAUUUUGUUCAUUUCUUGCGGAGAUGUAGGGUGCAGCGUGAAGAACAGAGAGUAAACCUUUGAAGGGUUUUCAUUGUUGAUGAUGAUUGUAGCAUUUUUAAAAUGUAUUUCACUUGCAAAAGUAAUUAAGGACAGAAACAAAACAUCAGAAACUAGAGAAAAGGUUUGGAUUCCUGCAUUUAUGCAUCAGUAGUUUGUUCAGUAUUUGAUU